This is a messenger RNA of Cinclus cinclus, 372 nucleotides long. RefSeq names its product prostate stem cell antigen (gene PSCA). The record is from RefSeq and is a predicted model, not a curated record. The transcript has 3 exons. Bases 1 to 372 code for a protein of 123 amino acids. Lineage: Eukaryota; Metazoa; Chordata; Aves; Passeriformes; Cinclidae.
AUGAAAGCUUUCCUUGUGCUCCUGCUGGGAGCACUCCUGUGCGUGGACUCAGGUUCAUCUUUGCAGUGUUACAGCUGCUCAUCCCAGCUCAGCAACUCCAACUGCAUGACAAAGAAGAAGGACUGCGGCGAGAACAAUAUGUGCAAGACAGAAGUGAUCCGGGUUGUGGGGCUCUUCAGCCUCAUCAGCAAGGGAUGUGACCCCUCGUGUGAAGCAUCCUACCAGGACUUCAACGUGGGCAACAGGAACAUCUCCUGCUGCAGCAGUGACCUCUGCAAUGUCAACGCUGCAGGCAGUGUGAGGUCCAGCUAUGGGCUGGCCGGAGGGAUAGCGGCCGGAGUGCUCUGGACCGUCCUCAACAACAAAUUUUGA